AGCGGCACCCCCUAGCUUGGCUGGGCACUCCUUUCCCUUGCCUUCCCUUCCCUCUGCUCUCAACACUCCACUCCGCAUACAGACAAGGUGGCUCACUCCACUUCUCGCACAGCUUCCAACAAUUCCAUUCCCAACUCCACCUUUUCUCCGCCUACUUCCCCUUCCACCGCUCCCAAACCAUUUGAAAUCACACCAAAAACCCCAGCUAGACAGAGACCUCCGCUCCCCACUUCCCCCAAAAUCCACCCCGCAUAGAUCCCCUCAUUUCUUGAUCCUAUCUUGCAGGGCGGGUUGCCUUGCUUCGGUUUCUUGGUCGCCGGCCAGAUUCGGGAUCCGCCUGGAGGUUUGAUACGGAGGACGAGGUGCUCUUGUUCUCCCUUGAAUCUUGGUUCUCGAUCGGUUCUUGGGUGUUAGGGGUGGUGGUGGCGGCGGCGGGCGGUUUCUGGCAUGGGGUUGUUGCUCUGGGGCAUUUCCUCGAGCGGGUGGUGGGCGGCGGCCUAAGAUGCAAGGGUUGGCCCGGGGGAGGCGGCACCGGGUGGGGGAGCGCUUCUUGCCGUGCGGCGUCUGCCUGCUCAUGCUGCUGGGCGGCCGGAGCCCUCGGCGACGGGCAUUGGGGUGCGCUGUUCCGGUAGGGUGGUGAGGGGAGGAGCUGGCCAUGGGCAACAGCACGUCCAGGGUCGUCGGCUGCUUCGCGCCGGCCGACAAGGCCGGCGUCAACCUGGAGUUCCUCGAGCCGCUCGACGAAGGGCUUGGCCACUCCUUCUGCUAUGUCCGCCCGGGGGCGAUUGUCGAUUCGCCGGCGAUCACGCCCUCCAACUCCGAGAGGUACACACUGGAUUCCAGCGUGAUGGACUCGGAGACCCGCAGCGGGUCCUUCCGGCAGGAGGCCGUCGAGGACCUCACAGCGGCCGGGCUGCAGCGGCCGGGCAGGAGCUUCUCCGAGACCACCUUCCGGGCGAUAUCAGGGGCCUCAGUUAGUGCUAACGCGUCCUCUGCCCGGACAGGCAACUUGUGUGUCUCCCUUGCUGGUGAUGUGCAGGAGCCUGCAGCUGCAUUCGAAAGCACCGCCUCCUUCGCAGCUGUGCCGUUGCAGCCUGUGCCACGAGGUUCAGGGCCGCUCAAUACCUUCUUGUCAGGGCCGCUUGAGAGAGGAUUUGCGUCAGGGCCUCUGGACAAAAGUUCCGGAUUCAUGUCUGGGCCAUUGGAUAAGGGAGCCUUCAUGUCAGGUCCGAUUGAUGCUGGCAACAGAAGCAACUUCUCGGCACCUCUUUCAUAUGGUCGGAGGAAGGCUGGUCUAGGACAUCUUGUACAUAAGAUUAGCAGACCGAUGAAAACUGCAUUGUCGAGAACAUUUAGCAGGAAUUCUCAAGGUCCAGGUUGGGUCCAAAAGUUUCUGUUGCAUCCUAUGGCUCAACUGGCCUGGUCGAGGGACACAAAGUGCAGAUCAGAAGGUUCACAAAAUGGGUUGGAAGCUGGGCUACCCGAACCUGAGUAUAAUGUGACAAGGAACCUGCAGUGGGCUCAUGGAAAGGCAGGGGAAGAUAGGGUUCAUGUUGUUCUAUCAGAAGAGCAAGGAUGGCUGUUUAUUGGAAUUUAUGAUGGUUUCAGUGGCCCUGAUGCACCUGAUUUCCUAAUGAGCAACCUAUACAAGGCCAUUGAUAAAGAACUGGAAGGACUGCUCUGGGUUUAUGAAGAUACUGCUGAAAGGAGUGAUCAUGUAUCUACUCAUGGAGAUGGUGAAUCACUUGCUGCUUCUCUGGACCCUCCUUGUGGUGAUGGCACUCAGUUCCAGAUUGAGAAUAGGAAACAAGAACAACUUGGUAAUUUUGAAAAACAAAUUGUAUCGACUGGGAAGGAUUGUGAUGACAGUGCCUUGAAAGUUCAACCGAACUCUAACAACAGUGAACAGAAAGAUUUGGCUACACAGGUUUCAAGUAGUCAGGAGUUGGGUGCUGAUGAAAUAGUUGAGGAAACUGCUGGAGCUGAUGUGGGAAAUAAUCUCCGGAAUAGAGAAUCUAACAAAUCAAGCACAUGCCUUUCCAGUACAGAUGUAAACACAAGCUGUAGCUGUACAAUGGAGAAUAGUACUUAUUGCAAUCAAGAUGUCAAAUUGUUGAAAGAAAGCAGAAAGAGCAAGCGUCUUUUUGAGCUACUUGAGAUGGAGUUGCUAGAAGAAUAUAAUAGAAGUAUAUCUAAGUUGUCACCAGAGGGAAGUAAACGGCAGAGCUUGCUUAAUAUGCAGGCAGGUACUACAGAAGAAAGCUUCAGAAAUGCAUCAGAGCUCUCUAGGUGUUCGCUGGCAGCAACCGGAGAACUUUUUGACGAUUCUGAAGAUCCUGGAAGUUCAAGACAUGGUGAUAGUGUACCUGGCAUUGAUUCCAAAGAGUGUGGUGAGUGCUCCAUUUCUUCUUCGUCAUCAGGGCACAAACAAAUCACGAGUAAUUUUUUAUUUGGAUCAAAGCUGAGGAAGAUGUACAGAAAGCAAAAAUUGUUGCAGAAGAAGUUUUUCCCUUGGAACUAUGAUUGGCAUAGAGAUCAGCCUCAUAUAGAGGAAAGUGUCAUUAAACCUUCAGAAGUCACUAGGAAAUGCAAGUCAGGACCAGUAGAGCAUGACGCUGUAUUGAGGGCAAUGUCACGGGCCCUUGAAACAACAGAGGAAGCAUACAUGGAAAUUGUGGAAAAGGAGCUUGAUAGACAUCCGGAGCUUGCAUUGAUGGGUUCAUGUGUCCUUGUAAUGUUGAUGAAAGACCAGGAUGUAUAUGUUAUGAAUCUUGGGGAUAGCCGAGUUAUCUUGGCACAGGACAAUGAUCAGUACAACAGCUCAAGCUUCUCAAAGGGAGAUUUACGAUAUCGAAACAGGUCAAGGGAGUCACUUGUCCGUGUAGAACUUGAUAGGAUAUCUGAAGAGUCCCCGAUGCAUAAUCCUAACAGCCACCUAAGCAGCAAUACAAAAACUAAGGAACUCUCUAUAUGCAGAUUAAAAACGAGAGCAGUGCAAUUGUCAACUGAUCAUAGCACAAGUAUUGAAGAGGAAGUCUUGAGGAUUAAAGCAGAACAUCCUGAUGAUCCUCAAGCUGUAUUUAAUGAUAGAGUGAAAGGACAGUUGAAGGUUACUAGAGCAUUUGGUGCAGGCUUUCUGAAGAAGCCAAAAUUUAAUGAAACACUACUGGAGAUGUUUCGCAUCGACUAUGUUGGAACAUCACCAUAUAUCAGCUGCAACCCUGCUGUACUUCACCAUCGUCUCUGUUCAAAUGAUCGGUUUCUUGUCCUGUCCUCAGAUGGAUUAUAUCAAUAUUUCAGCAAUGACGAGGUAGUUUCGCAUGUUUCAUGGUUUAUGGAAAAUGUACCAGAGGGAGACCCUGCACAAUACCUUGUUGCUGAACUUCUUUGUCGUGCAGCCAAAAAGAAUGGGAUGGAUUUUCAUGAGUUACUGGAUAUCCCCCAUGGCGAUCGCCGGAAAUACCAUGAUGAUGUUUCUGUUAUGGUAAUCUCACUUGAAGGCCGAAUUUGGCGAUCUUCUGGUUGAAUGUCGAGACGUGACCUGGUCUGUUCCUUGCAGCCUCAUUUAGUGUAGUAAAUUCUCAAUCAGGAAAGGCAUAAUUGUUUAGCUCUGUCUCUAGUUUUUCAACUAUGUUCAAAUUUUCAUCUGCCAAUCCGUGUGCGUUUUCUGUCUUCAACAUUUUGGAUUUGCAGUGCAUGCUUGGCCAGUCCAAAUUGAGGUAUACAGCUUUUGUCUUUUCUUAUUAGGAAAAAGGUUCUUCUCGGGCAGAUUCCUUUUCCCAGUGUCCUUAUUUAGUUUUCUUUUCAUUUUGUGUUGUGGCUGGCAUUUGUGUUGUUCUGUUGAGUUAUUUUCCUUUGCUAAAAGGAAGAUUAUUUUCUUGGAUGGGGUGCGGGCUUGCGUAGGGUUCUAGAUCGAUGUGAAACAAAUAUGCACUAGAACUGAACACUGGUAGGUUUUACAGCAUAAUUAUUUUUUGUAAUAGAUUAUUUUGGGGCAUAGAGUUUGUAUUGAAGAGCAGCCUGUGACAGUCAUUUGUACUGUCCUACUUUGGCUAUUUGAUCUGUAACCAGGCUCUGUUGUACCAAGUAAGGUUUGUGUUGUAGAUGCUGAGUGUAGGAUUGAAAGCGUACCAAGGACACCAGGUAGUUUACUGACUUCAUAAUUUGUCGCCUCACCACUCAGGAGGUUGUUCGGUUGAUCAUAUCCUGAUUAUCUUGCCUUUUAUGUUUA
This is a messenger RNA of Phragmites australis (common reed), 4231 nucleotides long. RefSeq names its product protein phosphatase 2C 32-like. Gene Ontology annotation, biological process: protein dephosphorylation. The transcript is spliced from 4 exons. The record is from RefSeq and is a predicted model, not a curated record. NCBI's taxonomy places the organism in Eukaryota, Viridiplantae, Streptophyta, Magnoliopsida, Poales, Poaceae. Gene Ontology annotation, molecular function: protein serine/threonine phosphatase activity. The coding region runs from base 656 to 3526 and encodes 956 amino acids.